Pedinophyceae sp. YPF-701 is the source of this 1224-nucleotide messenger RNA. The record is from the annotation of a GenBank genome assembly. Lineage: Eukaryota; Viridiplantae; Chlorophyta; Pedinophyceae.
AUGGAGGUGGGCCCGUGUCCGGGCUGCGGCGCCGAGGACGUGGCCCGCGACAACGUAACUGGCGUUAUCGCGUGCACCGCCUGCGGCCUCGUCCUCGACGAGGAGCACUUCGCGCCCGAGGGCGCUGCAGGGGAGGGCGCGGGCUGCGCGCGUGGCGGCAUCGUUGUGCGCGGAGAGGGGCCGUCGCAGUACUCGAACAAGGCGGCGUGGCGUCGGCGGCCGCGGGGCGCCUCCGCGCAGGACCGCGCCCAGAGGGCCCUGUGGAGGCUGUCCAACACCCUGCAGCUGCCCCCCGGCGCGUCUCAGGCUGCCAUCGCCUACCACUGCGAACACGUGGAGAAGCAGCCGUCCGCCAACACCUGGGUGCACGCCGCCGCGUGCUGCUACCUCGCCGCCGCGCAGGACAGCCUCCCCGUCACCCUCGCAGACGCUGCGGACGCCGCGCGCACGGGCAAGCGCAAGUUCGCGCGCGUGUGCCGCAGGGUGGCGGCGGCGCUGGACAUCCAGUCUCCGUACCGCGACCCGGCAGUGCACCUCGCGCGCGUGGUGCGCGAGCUCACGUCCGCGAGCGGCCCGCAGCAGCGCGCCCAGGUCCGUCCCGUCGUCGAGUGGCUCAUGGCCUUCGCGACGCACCACGCGAUGCUCGCGACGGGCCGCAGCCCACUCGCGGUGGCCGCGGCGUGCGGGACGGUGGCGUGCCGCUCCCUCAACAUCCCCGCGACGCCCGCGGACGCCGCCGCCGCGAUGCCCGUCGCGGCGAGCACCGUCGCGGUCCGAGAGCGGGAGAUCCUCGAGUGCCUGCUGGAGGCGGCGCAGGUGCUGCCGUGGGGACGCGACCUCACGGUGAGCACGGUGCUCGACGACCUGCCGGCGAUCAUGGCCGCCGUGGACGCCGGCGCGGGUCCGGGCGGCGACAGCAGCGACGGGGAGGGGGCGGGGGAUGCGGGGCUGCCGCCAGCGGUGCGGCGCGAGCGGCGCGCGCAGCGGGAUGCGGCGAGCGCUGUGCAGGACGCGACGGAGGGGCUGGAGGGCGGGCGGCGGGCGGGGAAGCGGCGGGCGCGCGGCGCGCUGCUUGCUGCGCGGCUGGAGCUGGACGGCGAGGGGCAGGAGGACAUCGUGGCGGCGGUGGCGCGCGGCGGGCGCGGGGAGCUCGCGGCCACGUUCGGCGGGCGCGGAGCGCGGACGCGGCGCGCCAGGGGCCGCAGGGACGACGAGCCAGGCUGA